Molecule: messenger RNA, 1592 nt
Organism: Limulus polyphemus (Atlantic horseshoe crab)
Lineage: Eukaryota; Metazoa; Arthropoda; Merostomata; Xiphosura; Limulidae
Product: transcription initiation factor IIA subunit 1-like
Exons: 10
Coding region: 127-1143 (338 amino acids)
Biological process (GO): transcription by RNA polymerase II; transcription initiation at RNA polymerase II promoter
Cellular component (GO): transcription factor TFIIA complex
Source: RefSeq, a predicted model, not a curated record
ACAGAGGAACCUACAAGCAUGUGGAACAGUCGCCGUCUAUAUAAAGGAGGCACCUGGUGAUAAUCUUCGGCUUCUCGGAAGUCCUGUUAGGAGAGUUAGAGUGAAUUGUUUGUUAAGUUACGUUAAAUGGCAGCAUCAACUGUGCCAAAGUUAUACAGAAGCGUGAUAGAAGAUGUCGUCAACAAUCUUAGGGAAGCCUUUCUAGAUGAAGGUGUAGAUGAACAGGUACUCAUAGAACUAAAACAAACAUGGGAGAAGAAGCUGAUUGAAUCCAAAGCUGUAGAACAUAAAGAACCAGAAACUGUCAGUGCUUCUAAUUUUCGACAUCAAAUAACUAGACGCUCGGCUCAGCCUCAGCAAACAAUGCAUACCCAAGUUUCCUCAUCAACAGUAGGUCAUCAGCUGACUUUACCUCCAGGUAGAUUAACACAGCCUAUUAGUCGGUAUUCCACUACGACUGGCACUGGGCAGUUGGAGACAGUUACCCUUACAAUGCCUCAGAAAGUGACCAUUACACUUCCUCCACAGAAUUCCCAGCAGGGUUUACAGUCUGUAAUGUCUGCCCCAGCUGCAAGUGCUGCUCUUGCCCUAGAUCCCCAAAUGGCAGCUAACUUAUUUCAACAGGUAGCUUUAAGCCAAGCAGGUAUAUUAAGUAGUCCAAAUCUACAAGCCACAACCCUUCAUAGUGAAACCAAUAGCCAAGGAAGAGAAAUCAAGUCUCAAACUCUACCUUCAGACAAACAAACUCAUUAUACUGUAAAUGUAUCUCGGACUACCAACUCUACAGUUUUACAGCCUAGUGGAAUACCUCAAGUGGAUGGAGCACAUGAUACUAGUGAUGAAGAUGAUGAUGAUGAUGACUUUCAGGAUAAUGAUGAUGACAGAGAAGAUGAUGAUGAUGAAAAGAAUGAAUUUGAUAAUGAGUGUGCUACAGAAGAAGAAUAUGAACCUCUAAACUCUGAAGAUGAUGUAAGUGAUGAGGACCCCUCAGAACUCUUUGAAACAGAUAAUGUAGUGGUAUGCCAGUAUGAUAAGAUAUCCAAAAGCAGAAACAGGUGGAAGUUUCAGUUAAAGGAUGGUAUAAUGAACCUCAGAGGUAAGGAUUAUGUUUUUCAGAAAGCUGUUGGAGAUGCAGAGUGGUAGCAGACAAGAAGCAAGUGAGAUACACAAAUGUAGAUGCUACACCAAGCGGACAGUCAUAGACAUGAGUAUGUACCAUGUCUUGACAGCUCUGAACAACACAAUGACAAAUUGCUGUAUUAAACAUCGUUCAGUUUAACCUGUUUAGUGUCCUGAUCUACAGAAGCUAAUCUUAUUUUGUUCUUGGCAAACUCAAAUUCAGUUUAACUCAUUCAUGACUGUGAUCUUAUCAUGACUAUUCAAAUAAUUGUCAUUUUUCAAAAUAACUGAAACUAGUAUUUUUCUCUGCUGUUUACUUAUAAGUGAUGUGUUUCAAAAUAAGUGGCUGAAGUGUCUUUUGUUUUCUGUAAGUCCUUCAUAAUGUACAUACAACUUCAUAUAAUUGUUUUUUAUGUAAUCUUUUGUUUUGUGUUUCUGCGAGUAUUUUUGGAAAGAUUGAAAUAAAAAAUAUG